Messenger RNA from Fraxinus pennsylvanica, 1371 nucleotides. The record is from the annotation of a GenBank genome assembly. NCBI's taxonomy places the organism in Eukaryota, Viridiplantae, Streptophyta, Magnoliopsida, Lamiales, Oleaceae.
AUGGGUCGAGAGCGACUCAUGAGAGGGAAUGACUCCACACGAAGAAAAAGAAUAGAGCAAGCUACUGAGAGGGAACGAGUUGGAACCGGAAUGGGAGAAAAUCGGUCUAGUGAUGGACUGGAUGUGAAAAAGAAGAGAAAUUCACGUUUGGAUUCAAAGGGAAAUCUUGUAGAAGUAAAAGCUCAUAUUAUGGGCUAUGGGAAAGAUGGAGGCUCAGGUAUUGGAAAUAAAAAUAAGAAGAAGAAACGGAAGAGGGAUGAGUUGGAAUUGGAGUAUGAGGCUAGUCGAUAUGGGGAGGCAGAUAAGCAGGAGAAGGAGAAUGAUGUGGUAGGAGAGAAGAGAAAGAAAAUUAACAAUCCAGAGGAUAUGAUGGUAUCAAAGGAAGGUUUUGAUGACGAAAAUAAGCUUUUAAGGACUGUGUUUGUUGGCAAUUUGCCAUUGCAGAUGAAGAAAAAGGCACUACUCAAGGAGUUUGCAAAGUUUGGCGAAGUCGAGUCUGUGAGGAUUCGGUCUGUUCCAAUAAUUGAUAGCAAAGUACCAAGGAAGGGUGCUGUAAUCAAGAAGCAAAUAAAUGAAAAUGCGGACAGUGUUCAUGCUUAUGUUGUUUUUAAAACGGAGGACUGUGCUCAAGCAUCAUUGGCCCAUAAUAUGGCUGUUGUUGGGGGAAAUCAUAUUCGUGUUGACAGGGCAUGCCCACCACGAAAGAAACUGAAGGGAGAUAGUUCUCCCCUGUAUGAUAAUAAGAGGACUGUUUUUGUAGGAAACCUCCCGUUUGACGUGAAGGAUGAAGAGAUUUAUCAGUUAUUAAGUGGUAUAAAAAAUCUUGAAGCUAGCGUUGAAGCUGUUCGGGUUGUUAGAGAUCCUGGCACAAGCUUGGGGAAAGGGAUUGCAUAUGUCUUGUUUAAAACAAGGGAUGCUGCUAACUCAAUAGUUAAGAAACAUAAUUUGAAGCUUAGGGACCGUGAACUGAGACUGUCUCAUGCCAAAUCAAAUUCCACUCCCUCGAAGAGAGAGAAUAUUUUGCUACCAGAGACCUACAAUACCCCUGCCAAGAAGUUUGCAGUUGAUUCCAGAUAUUCGGGUAGUGAUGAUAAGGUGAAAGCUAAGGCCAAUAUGUCUUACCAGGGCAUGCGGGCAAGCAAAUCUGGCACCCAGAAGAAGGCCCCUGCAAGAGUCAAUGCACCAGCAAAGUCAAAAUCUGGAUCAUCUAUGGAGAAGUCAGUUAAGGGCAAAAGACCAGCAGUGGCUGCUAGAAAGCUAAAAGCACAACGGGCUGCUAAUGCUCCGAAACAAGUUGGAAUAAAGCGGAAGCUGGAUAAUCGAACACCUGACACUGCUGGCCAGAAGAAGAACGCAAGAAAAUUUAGGUAG